Molecule: messenger RNA, 632 nt
Organism: Leptomonas pyrrhocoris
Lineage: Eukaryota; Euglenozoa; Kinetoplastea; Trypanosomatida; Trypanosomatidae
Product: MYND finger domain-like protein
Exons: 1
Coding region: 123-632 (169 amino acids)
Source: RefSeq, a predicted model, not a curated record
GCGGCUGUUUGCCUGCAGUAUCAGAAGAAGGAUUUGUUCGGGUCACGCCGUAUCGCCACCUCACCUCUGCACUCACCGGCCAAAGUUCGUCACACACACACACACGCGCAAACAAACAAACGAUGGUUCUUCACAUUUACCACGCCGCUGUCGGCGAGAAGGAGUUCCAGUUCUCUACCGAGAUCAACAAACUCACGCCGGAGUUGUACGAGACGGACGUCCACAAAGCCAUUGAGGAGGUCAGCUCCACCAUUCUCGAGCAACUCGCCGGGGCGGACGCGAUGUGCUGCACAUGCAAGACCGCCCCCGCCACUCGACUCAUCCACCACACAAUGCUCUUUGCAGAGGCGUUCCCUCCGCGCGUGGAGGACCUGCCCCAGCCGGUGUGCAGCUCCGAAAACUGCGCGGCGGUGGCGACGGCGAGUUACAUGAUGGACAUGGAGGACGCGACGACGGCGCAGGGGCUGCCGAGCCCGAAUGGGUGCUUCCGCUGCCAUCGCGGGGCCAACGCGGUGUUAAUGGCAGCCCCGUUGCUGCGCUGCAGUCGCUGCAAGGUUGCUAAGUACUGCACGGCGGAGUGCCAGAAGGCGGAUUGGAAGGUGCAUAAGCAGCUGUGCACAUGUGGGAAGUAG